This is a messenger RNA of Populus nigra (black poplar), 2178 nucleotides long. RefSeq names its product senescence-associated carboxylesterase 101-like. The coding region runs from base 97 to 1917 and encodes 606 amino acids. NCBI's taxonomy places the organism in Eukaryota, Viridiplantae, Streptophyta, Magnoliopsida, Malpighiales, Salicaceae. Gene Ontology annotation, biological process: lipid metabolic process; defense response. The transcript has 4 exons. The record is from RefSeq and is a predicted model, not a curated record. Gene Ontology annotation, molecular function: carboxylic ester hydrolase activity.
GUUCAAUCUCUGGCAUUGUCAAUAAAUACAAUUAGUCCUCCGAUUUUAUUCUUUCAAUUUUGUUCCUUAGCAAAUCUAGCAAAGCACAAAUCAGAAAUGAGCCAACUUCCCAUAUAUAUCAGUGGACUAGAUUUGGCAAACUUAGUGGUGAACUCCGAUUUGCUCCAGAUUUCAUGUGGUGCUAUAAAGGACCUUCAAACAGAAUCCAGUUCAGAUCAACAAGAUUCUUGCAGUCUCUCCCUAAGAUACAAGCUUCACAAGAAAUCAAAGUAUACCCACAUAGCCUUCACCACUUCUACUUUAUCUAGGAAAGAACUUCUUCAACAGGGUGGAGAUUUGGUUUCAUCAACGACUCUCAAGGAGCUUGAGUUUCCCAUCUUUGACUUCUUAUGCUCUGAAACCAACCGGUCGUUUUCCAUUCAUAGAGCUGCAAUCACCCUUUUUAAGGCCCAUUUUAAGGAGCUAUCCCAGCUCAAAACUCAGAUCCAAGAUUCAAAGACUGGAGAAUUACUGAGCACUCCAUUAAUUGUCACUGGACACUCAAUUGGAGGAUCAGUUGCUUCUCUAUUUACUUUAUGGCUUUUGGACAACAUCAAACAGCCAUUGCAAAAGAAUCAGCCACCUCCGAAGCUCCCCCUCUGCGUCACUUUUGGCUCGCCAUUUAUUGGAAAUCAAGGCCUCCAACAAGCAAUAUUAGAAUUUUCAAAUUGGAAUUCUUGCUUUCUACAUGUCGUCGGCAACAAGGACCCAUUUCCAAAAACUUCAAUUGCCCACAACGAUACUACACAAUCUGUUUCAGAGGAUUACAAGGCUUUCGGUACGUUUAUCUUGUGUUCUGAAAAGGGAUGUGCCUGUGUCGAUGACCUUGAGGUUGUUUCAAGGUUAUUGGAAAGCACAAGAAGGCAAGCUUCUUGUGAAUCACAGGAGAUAGAUUAUUAUGCUGAGAUAGUGAAUGAUCUGAAAUCUAAAGUUAUUAUCAGGGGGAAUUCCCAGCUUGAUCUAUCAUUCGUGCAACCACUUAUUAAGGCAGGAAUUAUCUUACAACUGGAGGCAAUUGGAGUUGAAAUGACCACCCAGCAACAGCAGAAAAAAGAGGACAACAAUAAUCUUAUCUCCAUGUUAGAAGAACGAGAAAAAGUUCUGAUGGCAGAACGAGCGAAGAUUAGGGACUCGAAAAAAAACUUGAACCAGAUAAAGAUAAAAAUGGCCCAACUAGAAUGGUAUAAGAAGUUUUCCAAGAAUAAGGAGAUAGGCUACUAUGAUUGUUACAAGAACCAACUCUGGAGGAGGGAUAGGGAUGUUACCAGGCUCAAGAAGUUUCUCACUAAUUACUGGAAAAAUUUGGUGGAGAGCGCGCAGCGAAAGCCUCAGAAAGAAGGCGCAUUCAUCGGGGCGGCAUGGCUUUAUGCUGGAAGAAAUUAUAGAAGAAUGGUUGAACCGCUAGAUAUUGCUGAAUAUUAUAGAGAGAAUGGUAACAGAGACUAUCAAACUCAUGGAAGAUCUAGACAUUACAUUUUGCUAGAGCAAUGGCAGGAGGAGGAUGAUGCGAAGAAACUCACAAGCUCACCAAAUAACAAGAAGAAAGAAGAUGUGGCUGGUAUUCUAACAGAGGAUUCUUGCUUCUGGGCAAAAGUGGAGGAUGCUCUGAUUUCAUGCAAGUUGUUGGAGGCUGAAACCUCAUGCCCUGUGGAGAAACAAUCGGCAAAAGAGAAUCUAGAUAUGUUCGAGCAAUAUGCAAUGGAACAAAUCAAUAACUAUGCCGUAUCUCCAGAAAUUUUCUUGAAACAAAGCAGUUUCGUGAAAUGGUGGAAACUUUUUCAGGGAAUUAUAGAAACAUCCCACGAUUCUCCGCUCAGUGACUUCAUGAAGAACGAAAGAUAUCUUCAAUAUGAAAAGCGAUCCGCCUCCUUCCGUUAACCGCGCAAGCAAUUUUAUUUCUUCAUGGUUUUCCCUUUUAAGAAACUUUAUGAGAUCUUACAGUCUCUAUGCAAUUUCAGAGAGACUGAUAAGAGAAAAAUAAGAAAUUUGUGGAAUUUUGGAAAGAAUAGCGAGAGAAAAUAUGUAUUGCAUGCUCAUUUACAUGUUUUGCAAAUUUAGGUGCCAGUAAAAAGUUUUUAAAGAAUAAUUUCCAAAAUAAAAUAUUGGUAAAUCUAAAGGGUCUAAAUUCUAGUUCGUCUA